Messenger RNA from Prorocentrum cordatum, 1074 nucleotides. NCBI's taxonomy places the organism in Eukaryota, Dinophyceae, Prorocentrales, Prorocentraceae. The record is from the annotation of a GenBank genome assembly.
UUUUGGUUCGAGCUCGCCCAGGCUGACCAGGACAGGGGCGGUGGCCAAAGCGCCCCGUUGACCCUGCCGCCAGCUGCGCGUUGCAUGCCGGCAUGGGAGGCUGCUGCGCGUCGGAGCUGGGUCACCCGUUGACCGAGUUCGAAUCCGGCCACGUGGCGAGCCUGCCCAGGCAGUUCGUCGUCAGGCUCGACGGGAUAGGCAACGAGGGGCUGGGCCUCGAGGUGGACAUCGGGGACGACGUCACGGCGUCGAUCACCAAGGUGCUAUCAGAUGGCGCGAUCCCAGCGUGGAAUCAGCGGAACGCCCGGGAGCUGGCUGUCCAAGCUGGUGAUCAUAUCGUGGAGGUGAACGGCAUCCGCGGCAGUGCGAAGGAGAUCAUCGCCAACAUCAAGGGCGGCGCAGAAUUGUCAGUAGUAAUCGGUUCUUGUUGCGUUCAGGAUCGCGCGGCAGUGACGCGCGGUCCCUGUCAGCGAAGCGAAGCGAAUGGACAUGCUGGGCCGCCACAGCCCAGGCUACACCCACAUCGGCACGACGCUGCUGGUCUGCCAGGUAGUGGCUGCUGGGUGCGUGGAGAAAUGGAACGAGUCUCACCCGGACGCCGCGGUGCGCAGAAAUGACCGCAUAAUAGAGGUCAACGGCACCAGAGGAAAGUGUAAAGAGCUGAUGGCGAAGCUGACGGCGAAGGACACGGACCUGCUGAGACUUGUGUUGACUCGGUGUGACGGCAAGGGCGCCCCUCCUCCCCUAUGAUGCGUGAGGCUCUGGGCUUUUCCCGGAGGGCGCCAGCUGUUUGGGGGCGGGUGGAUUUGUCCUGGCGCGGGCUUAGUCUUUUUGUUGCUUUCCGCCCUCUCGUCCUGUGUCCUGUGCAGGACCUGCUCUCUAGCCGUGUCCUGUGCAGGCCUGGCUCUCCUGCCUUGCAGGAUCUGUCUGUCCCGCCCUUUUGUCGCGAAGUCGUGGAGGACUACAGGGAUCUUGCACAGGCUCCGAGCCAUUCGAGUCCAGUCGCGACUUGCACAUUGGGAAAUCCACAGCGCUUCGUCGUGCAGCUUCCUCGAAAAGUUCCGCCUGCGGCAG